This is a messenger RNA of Mycena citricolor, 1555 nucleotides long. NCBI's taxonomy places the organism in Eukaryota, Fungi, Basidiomycota, Agaricomycetes, Agaricales, Mycenaceae. The record is from the annotation of a GenBank genome assembly.
AUCUUCCGAGCUCCAGGUAGAAUGAAUGCUUCUUCGCCUUCCUCGUGCUCGGAACCGCGUACUGAUGCGGACUUUGAGCUCACCCGGAUUUUCCCACGUUGACGGGCAGAAAGACCAGUCGCAGUGCCAUCAUUCGGUGGAGCUUCGCUGCUGAGCCGACCGCUGACACGAUCUUUCGAAUCCGUGGCUUGUUCACUGUAUUAUCUCAAUUUCUCAGCCACAGUUGUCCGCGGAGUCAACUUCUAUGACGAGAUGCAGAUCAAUGUCCAUGAAUUUUGACAAAGUGAAUGCUAACAGGAAUGCGAAGCUUACAGCACCCUGUCAAGCCAAUUCAUCACGCAAAGCCCGGGUCGAGGUAUGUUCCACCGUGCGCUGCAUGUUUUUCCCCGUCGCUGGCACUCGAUGACGCACAGCGGCGACAACCCAUUUUCCGAGACUCCUAUGACACACAGUUGUGACGGCCCAGUGUCCGGUAAUUCCAGUUGAAAAGGGUGAGCUGCGAGUCCGUCUUUUUCCUCACCAGCCGCCUUCAAGCAGCCUCUGCCCGAGAAACAUGCUUGCCCUUCGCCACUUCACUUCGCUCUUGCUCCUCGUCUCCACCGCGUUCGUGGCUGCCAGCCCCGCUCCUCUCCCCGAGGUCGAUGCGGUCGCCGCGGUCGAGGAGCGCGGCUCCGGUGUCGAUGUCGUCGGAAUCAUCGUCACUCUCCAGGCCUCGGUCGCUGUCGUUCUGCCACAGAUCGACAAUCUCUGCACCAGUGGCCUAGCCACCGACCUCACCAUCGCCCCGCUCAUCGUCGAGUUGGAAGCCGCAAUCGAGAUCGCCGUCGUGGCUCUCGGCACCGUUUCGCUCUCCGGCAUCGGGUCUCCGUCCCAGUGCGCGGGUCUGAUUGCUGAAAUCAUUGAGGACAUCACGCACACCAUUGAAAGUUGCGAGGGCGCGGGCACCAUACUUACGCUUGGAACUCUCGUGGCUGGGCUCGACCAAGCGAUCCAGGGACUGCUGCUCACGGUCGAGACUGUCCUCGCGGGUGUGCUUGUUCUCGUGGCUGGACUAAUUGUUGACGUCGUUGCGCUCCUGAAAUCGCUUCUGUUCGGCCUGACCCUGGGCUGCCUCGGACUCUGAUCCCAUAAGCGGGACCGAGAUGAAUUCGAAGUUGGGAAAUCUGAGCCGUCUAUGAAUCUCCCUUUCUGUUGUUCUACAUAAGCAUGAAAUUUUGUUCGUUUUUCUGAAUCUCCGUUAUAACUUGUUUUUUUCAUAGUCGCAACCUUGAUGAUACAUCCGCUCAGGAAUUCCAACAUUUUAGGAGUCAGCAGCCCUAGCCGUCUGGAGUCUCUUAGUCCGCAUCUACUUUGGCCGAGAACUCACCUGUCCGGAAGAACCACGCAAAUAUCGUCCAUUCAAUCUUGAUUUCGAUUUUCCGAAUGUGCUGUGACACAGUGUCCGACUUCUGUAACCAUUUUUCAGGGCAUCCAGAAUUUGCCGCGUGAGUACGCAGACCCCUCGACAAAAACAGAGAGAUAAGAUGUUCUGCCAAUGUCCGCACGUAGACAGACG